Molecule: messenger RNA, 1374 nt
Organism: Symbiodinium sp. CCMP2456
Lineage: Eukaryota; Dinophyceae; Suessiales; Symbiodiniaceae
Source: the annotation of a GenBank genome assembly
AUGGCACCGGUUAUGGAUCCGCACGAAGUGCAGAAGCAUCUGGUGAAGAAGUUUGGCGACCGCAAACUGAUAGCUACUUAUCGGUACCUGAUGAGCAGCCGUCAGGCUCCUGCGAGCUUGGUCUUUGCAAUGGCCUCGCAGCAGCAGGAGAGUGGGUCCAAGCGGCGAAAUCCUCAGGAUUAUCGCCGCUUCAUCCGUUACAUGCCGGGAUCGCUGUGGCGCUACCUGCAAGCGACACCGUCUUUGGUAGACUGUGUAGAGAAGCUGGGAACGUUUCUCUUUGGCUUGGGCCUUCGUCUUCCCAGCGAGCUCACAGUGGCCUACUUGACUGCAGCUGUGACCUUUCGCAACGGGGACUGCAGCUCCUUUCAGCUGCACCAGAACUUCCUCGCCGUGAAACGCUUGUGGAAGCAGCUCUACUCCAGGCUCUCGAAGUUGCCUUCAGAGGGUCCGGAGCCUUGGGUGCAGGAGCUCCCUGGAAACAUGGAUGAGUUGCCGAAGCCCUAUGUUCCAGACGAGACGCCCUUGCCGGAAGCUGAGUGGCCUGUUCCCCAGCGAAGCUUGGACGAGCUUGCGGCUCGUGUGCCGUUGCGCAAGAGUAACCGUGUUGUGGCGGAACAGACGGCCCAGUCUUCCCAGGGUGUUCUUUCCGGGGCGCUGCCGUCGGGGAACCAACUCGCUGCGGUUGUGCAAGCUGCGUUGUCACCCUUCGUCUCUUUGAUGAUGCACGGUGGCCGCCAAACUCAAGCAGCAGACGCUGGCGUUGGUCUGCAGAUCCUCAGCCCGGGACGUCGUUGCACAAGUAAAAGAAGUCUGGAACUUCAGACUCCGCCUCGCGAAAGGGCUGCGGCGUCCACACAGCAGCCACAGCAGCUGGCGCUGCCGCCACCGGCUCCGUCCACACAGCAGUCAGAGCAGUUGGCGCUGCUGCCACCGCUUGCAGCAGAGGAGCAGCCACCUGUGCCGCCUUGCCCUGACUUCCUGCAGAGCCCCCCGCCCAAGCCCUGCACUUUGCGCGACAAGGCUUUGGAACUGGCCAACAGUUUCCAAGGACCGCAGGAGAGCCCAAAGCUGCGGAAAGCCAAGACCUUUGCCCGUCCUGCCGCUGCGACGAAGGUUUUCGCCCGGCCUGCUGCUGCGACGGCGCUGGGGAAACCCAAGGUUGCGCGCUUGGCGGCGAAGAAGAAGCCAGCUGCGUGCAAGAAGCCUGCUGCGGCAACGAAGCAAGCCCUUUCCCAGAGCUUUGCUUGUGUGGUUUCCCGAGCAUACCACGCUGCCCGAAACCGUGCCUUGGCUGCUGGCCAGAGCAAAGAGUCUGCCACUGAGGCUGGCCGCCGGGCCUACCGCAAAGCUAAGGCUGAGUUUGCGGUCUGA